AUGAGCGCAUCUUUGAAUUACAAGUCCUUUUCCAAAGAGCAGCAGACCAUGGAUAACUUGGAGAAGCAACUCAUCUGUCCCAUCUGUUUAGAGAUGUUCACGAAACCCGUGGUCAUUCUCCCCUGCCAGCAUAACCUGUGUAGGAAAUGUGCCAGCGACAUUUUCCAGGCCUCUAACCCGUACUUGCCCACAAGAGGAGGGAGCACUGUGGCCUCGGGGGGCCGAUUCCGUUGCCCAUCCUGCAGACACGAAGUGGUUUUGGACAGACAUGGGAUCUACGGGCUUCAGAGGAACCUGCUGGUGGAAAAUAUCAUUGACAUCUACAAGCAGGAGUCCACCAGACCAGAAAAGAAGUCCGACCAGCCCCUGUGUGAGGAGCACGAAGAUGAGCGCAUCAACAUCUACUGUCUGAACUGCGAAGUGCCCACCUGCUCUCUGUGCAAGGUCUUCGGGGCGCACAAGGACUGCCAGGUGGCUCCCCUCACUCACGUGUUCCAGAGGCAGAAGUCUGAGCUCAGCGACGGCAUUGCUGUCCUUGUGGGAAGCAAUGAUCGAGUCCAGGGAGUGAUCAGCCAGCUGGAGGACACCUGCAAAACGAUCGAGGAAUGCUGCAGAAAACAGAAACAGGAACUUUGUGAGAAGUUUGAUUACCUGUAUGGCAUCUUGGAGGAAAGGAAGAACGAAAUGAACCAAGUCAUCACCCGAACCCAAGAGGAGAAGCUGGAACAUGUCCGUGCUCUCAUCAAAAAGUAUUCUGACCAUUUGGAGAACGUGUCAAAGUUGGUCGAGUCAGGAAUACAGUUCAUGGAUGAGCCGGAAAUGGCAGUGUUUCUGCAGAAUGCCAAAACCCUGUUACAAAAAAUUUCUGAAGCAUCGAAGGCAUUUCAGAUGGAGAAAAUAGAACAUGGUUAUGAGAACAUGAACCACUUUGCAGUCAACCUCAGUAGAGAAGAAAAAAUAAUUCGCGAAAUUGAUUUUUACAGAGAAGAUGAAGACGAAAGAGGAGCAGGAGAAAGGGAGGGAGCGGGAGAAGAGGCAGUAGACGUGGAAGAGGCGGAAAAUGUCCGAACAGAGUCAUCAGGAGGAGGUGAAACCCCAGAGAAAGGUCUGGAGUCCCGUCCGCCCACCUCAGAGCUCCAGGCUGCCCCAGAGCCUGCCCCAGCCCUGCCACCCGCCGCGGAUGCCCCGGUGACACAGGGGGAGGUUGUACCCACUGGCUCUCAGCAGACCACAGAGUCUGAAACUCCAGUCCCUGCAGCAACGGACACUGCGGAUCCCUUGUUUUACCCUAGUUGGUAUAAAGGCCAAACGCGGAAAACCACCACAAACCCACCUUCCACCCCAGGGAGCGAAGGUCUGGGGCACGUAGGGCCUUCAGGUUCUGAGGAUCCGAACGUGCGGCAGGCAGAAGGGGCAGAAGCCGCAGCCAGUGAGAGGGCAGCAGUGAGUGGUAAGGAAACUAGCUCACCUGCGGCUACUUCUCAGACUGGAUUUGAGGACCCUCCCCUCCAGGGACAGGCUGCAGCUUCAGGGAGUGGGAAUGGAGCUGAUUCUCAGCCAGCUCGCCAUGUCUUCUCCUUUUCCUGGUUGAACUCCCUGAAUGAAUGA
Molecule: messenger RNA, 1608 nt
Organism: Lipotes vexillifer (Yangtze River dolphin)
Lineage: Eukaryota; Metazoa; Chordata; Mammalia; Artiodactyla; Lipotidae
Gene: TRIM55
Product: tripartite motif containing 55
Exons: 10
Coding region: 1-1608 (535 amino acids)
Biological process (GO): regulation of microtubule cytoskeleton organization
Cellular component (GO): cytoplasm
Molecular function (GO): zinc ion binding
Source: RefSeq, a predicted model, not a curated record